This is a messenger RNA of Protopterus annectens (West African lungfish), 1023 nucleotides long. Its product is annotated as urotensin-2 receptor-like. The record is from RefSeq and is a predicted model, not a curated record. The transcript has a single exon. Gene Ontology annotation, molecular function: urotensin II receptor activity. Lineage: Eukaryota; Metazoa; Chordata; Ceratodontiformes; Protopteridae. Bases 1 to 1023 code for a protein of 340 amino acids. Gene Ontology annotation, biological process: blood vessel diameter maintenance; regulation of blood pressure; neuropeptide signaling pathway. Gene Ontology annotation, cellular component: membrane.
AUGGAAAGUAACAUUGUAAAGAGAAAUAGUUCCAAUGACUCAUCUGUCUUUGUUCAAGGAAAUUUUCAUGAGCUUCUCAUGACAUCACUACUCGGCACUAUCCUGAUCAUCAUGUGUGUCUUUGGUGCUGCCGGUAAUAUCUACACUUUGUACAUUACAAGCUUUUCUAUCAAAUCCGGUGGCUCUUUGUAUGUGUACAUUGUGAAUCUGGCCUUGGCUGACCUCCUCUACCUGUCUACUAUUCCCUUUGUGGUCUUCACGUAUUUUGCCAGGGACUGGCUCUUUGGGGAGGCUGGCUGUAGGAUUUUGCUUAGUCUGGACCUAUUGACCAUGCAUGCCAGUAUUUUCAUCUUGACAGUGAUGAGCCUUGAGAGGUACAAGGCUGUGGUUAGACCAUUAAGAUCAAGACAGUCCAGCAACUACAGAAAGAUAACCAGUUUAGUACUGUGGAUACUUUCCUUUAUACUAACACUGCCAAUGAUGUUAAUGAUUCACCUUAGAGAAAGUUCAGCUACAAAGAAAAGGAUCUGCUUCCCAACCUGGAAACUGGAGGCUUUCAAGAUAUACCUGACCAUCCUUUUUACAACAAGUAUUUUAGCUCCUGGAAUUAUAAUCGGCUAUUUGUACAUAAGGCUUGUAUGGGCUUACUUGAAGUCUGAAAGGAAAGUUCUACCUAAUAAAAAUAAAAACCUGAAACAAAAAGUUGUGUAUAUGGUUUUCUGCAUAGUGCUGGCAUACUGGGCAUGUUUUCUGCCAUUCUGGGUAUGGCAGCUGGUAAAACUGUACUCCCAUGCAUUUCUAAAGCUUGCACCUCCAAUUCAAAUGUAUGUAAAUUUCUUUGUAACUUGUCUUACCUACAGUAACAGCUGUAUUAACCCUUUUCUUUAUUUGCUCCUCACCAAGAACUACAAGGAAUAUCUGCUAAACAAAAGCAGGAGUUCUGUGAGUAAUGACAGAUCACUCUUCAAGAACUGGAGGGUUACAAGUAAAGGAGAGGAGAGUUUUGCCAAAUCCAACUUCUGA